GUUGAAAAUAAUAAUUAAAUAUCUUUUAUUUAUUGUCGAUUGAAAAUAUAUUCAGCUUAUAAUUCUUCUCAGUUACUGUUUAAAAUUAAAAAAAAUCCUUAUUUUGUAGAUUUUUUAGUUGUGAAAAUAGUGAAAAUGAAUGAAGGACUCAAUCAUAAAUGUAGAGCUUGUUUGGCCUUAGAUGAAGAAAUGAUUUCAUUCGACGAAAAGGUCAUUCUAAUUUUUAAUGACCUCACUAAUCUUGAGGUUAAAUCUAAUGAUGGAUUACCACAACAUGUUUGUAAGUCAUGCUGGGAUAUAAUUGAAUUAUUUGUUCAAUUUAGAGAGAGAUGUAUGUCUGUUAAUUGGUCUCUGCGGAAUAAUUUAAAAAAUUUGGAGCCUCUGGCGUCAACAGUAAAAACUGAAAUUGAAUGUAUAAUAGAACCUAAAGAUGAAUUAGAUGACACAACUUAUGAGGAUUUUGUCGAUAGCCCAUUAGAAGUUGUAAAUGAAAAUUUUCUGGAUCAAGUUAUUGAAGCAGGAAUACAACAUGAGAAAGUAAUCAAAAAUGCUAAGAAAAAAAAACGAAAAGUGACGAAGUUGAAUCCAAAAAUCAAAUCACUUCCUAAACAAUUGACAUGUGGUCUGUGUCCAGAAUAUUUUUGUCAGAAAAAGGAAAAAGAAUUCACGGAGCAUUUAGAAUUGCAUAAAAAGGAUAAUAAGUGUAAAAUAUGUUCGGCAGUGUUUGGUGAUUGGUACAAACUGUUUGCACACCGUUUAGUUCACUUGCCGAGUAACGAAAGGAAGUGUUACAUUUGUCAGAGAAAGUUCCGAGCGGAGUAUUGUUUAGAAUUUCAUUACAAAAAGGACCAUUCUAAUGAAAAGAAUGUGUCCAUACAGUGUACAGCUUGUUUGAAAACAUUCACCAAUGUGGUAAGACUAAGGAAGCACACGAAUGAGCUGCACAGUGGGAAGUUGUUUGUCUGUGACUAUUGCCGUCGAGUACCUCAUCUGAGGCGACCAUCACUUGGGGGAGAGAGGCGCAAGCGACUCUCCAUUGGGAGUAUCCGCUGGGAUAGCUUAGCAUAGAAAGUGCUAAGGCGCAUUUUAAUAUUUUAGAGUCUAAAUUUAUGUCAAUCGAUCCUGAAUCGAUUGACAUAAAUUUAGACUCUAAAGGUCUAAGGUAAGUCUAGAGGAUCGAGGAAUCGAUUGACAUAAAUUUAGACUCUAAAGGUCUAAGGUAAGUCUAGAGGCGCAAGCGACUCUCCAUUGGGAGUAUCCGCUGGGAUAGCUUAGCAUAGAAAGUGCUAAGGCGCAUUUUAAUAUUUUAGAGUCUAAAUUUAUGUCAAUCGAUCCUGAAUCUGUAUUUCAAUAUGGAAAUCUUAAUUUCAAAAUCCAUAAAAGUAGUAUUGAAUACACCUGUCUGUCACAUUAAUAUAAAAACCAAUCCAAAAAUAUGUGCUCCCAUGGAUGGAUUGAAAAUUUUAAAAUUACACUUCCAUUUUUUUUAAUGGUAUAGGAGGACAAACGAUCGUACGGGUCACGGGUGUUGUGAUCACUUAGAUCACCGCCGCCCACAUUCUCUUGCAACACCAGAGGAAUCACAAGAACGUUGCCGGGCUUUAAGGAAGGUGAACGCGCUUUUUUUGAAGGUACCCAUGUCGUGUCGUCCCGGAAACACCGCACAAGGAAGCUCAUUCCACAGUGUUGUAGUACGCAGAAGAAAGCUUCUUGAAAACCGCCACACAUUCAAAUGGUGGGGAUGAUAUCCUAACUUGUGGCGUGUCGUGCGAAGGUGGAAUUCGGCGGCAGGAAUCAAGUUAAACAGCUCUUCGGAACACUCCCCGUGAUAAAUGCGGUAGAAGACACACAAUGGAGCAACGUCUCUACAUAAGUCUGUUAUUGAAAAGGUUUUUUGGCAGCCGUCGUCAUCAUCAUCGAGUCAAGUAAACCAAGAAAUAUCCGCAUAUCAACGUCUCCCUGUUCAGUUCGCUCUUGUUUCUCUAUUAAUAUAGCAGCGCAUUUGUUUACAUGCCGUUAGGACCGUAACAUUACUAAUGUUCGUUGGUUGAAUAAAACUGAUUAUUCGAGGUAUACUUAAAAGAAACCAGCUUCACGUAAAGUAGUAGUUGUUUCACCUGACUCUUGCCUCCGAAUUCCACCUUCGCACGACACGCCACAAGUUAUCAUAUCAUCCCCACCAUCUGGAUGUGUGGCGGUCCUUCACAGUGCGGUUUUCAAGGAGGUUUCUUCCACGUACUACUACUCUGGGAAGAUACGACAUGGGCACCUUCAAAAAAGCGCGUACACCUCCCUCCUCACUCACGCGCCUGUGAUUCCUCUGGUGUUGCAAGAGAAUGUGGGUGGCGGUGAUCACUUAACACCAGGUAGGAACGCUCGUUUGUCCCCCUUUUCCAUGAAA
Molecule: messenger RNA, 2401 nt
Organism: Leptidea sinapis
Lineage: Eukaryota; Metazoa; Arthropoda; Insecta; Lepidoptera; Pieridae
Product: zinc finger protein 28-like
Exons: 7
Coding region: 136-1068 (310 amino acids)
Biological process (GO): regulation of transcription by RNA polymerase II
Cellular component (GO): nucleus; chromosome
Molecular function (GO): RNA polymerase II cis-regulatory region sequence-specific DNA binding; zinc ion binding; DNA-binding transcription factor activity, RNA polymerase II-specific
Source: RefSeq, a predicted model, not a curated record